Messenger RNA from Trichomonas vaginalis G3, 165 nucleotides. Its product is annotated as cysteine-type peptidase protein. NCBI's taxonomy places the organism in Eukaryota, Parabasalia, Trichomonadida, Trichomonadidae. The coding region runs from base 1 to 165 and encodes 54 amino acids. The transcript has a single exon. The record is from RefSeq and is a predicted model, not a curated record.
AUGUUCACAUUCAAUCUGAUGAAAGCUCUCGAGCAAGAACCCAACAUGACAGCAAUGGAGUGCAAGAAACGCCUCGCAACAUCACUCAGGAAGUAUGCACAAACUGUAACUGUUGCUUCAACAACGCCAUCUCUACUCAACGUUCCAAUAUUCAACUUAGUUUAA